UCUAGUAUUGGGUGAACUUGGAGAGGCGGACCUGGUCGGAGCAAUUAACGAGCGUUACGAGGUAUAUUAGACUAUCAGUUGACACCUCAUGCAUUAUAAAUUCACCCAAAUCACAACAAACGCUCUUCUCAAUUUCAUUCUCAAAACCCCUUCACUCUCGAUAGGGUUCUUUGCCCACAAGCACCGCCUAAAGAGGUGAUUAAUUUCAAGAAACAUGAGUGCUACACCUAACAAAAGGCUACAUGAAGAUGGUGGCAGUGGUGGUGCUAGUGGUAGUGGCAACCACAGCCAUCCUUCUGUUUUGAAGUACCCACAUGAUGAUCAAGGAACAUAUUCUGGUGUUGGUGGAAAGGUCCUGGCAUCAGCUAGGCAUGACUACCAUGCUUCCUAUGAUAUGGGCCAGGAAGGUCGGCUGCCAAAGAUUGUUCCACGUAAUGAGCCUCGUGAUGCGGACAGGAGGUCACCAUUGCUGCCAAAUAUGCUGUUCAGAGUGUCAACACCAACUGAUUCACACUCUGAUCAUGUUGGUUCAGAGAGCAGGAUGGAGUUAAGGGAUUCAAAAGACAGUAUCAAGGAGAUUAAGGUUGAUAAUCGUGACAUGAAGCCUGAAUCUAGGGAGUUGCAGCAGACUGCCAAAUGUGAUAAAUAUGAUAGCAGAGCUGAUGAUAGUAAAGAUCUGAAACAUGAAAGGGAUGCAUAUUCUGAACUCAAGGGCAACGAGAAGCUGGAUAAGGAUGGUUUCAGUGGAUGUAACACCCAGUUGAAUUGGAAAGAUAUUAAAGAACAGCACCGUCUAAAGCAAUAUACUGAUGUUCCUGGAGGAAAUUUGGAAACUUGGCACACAUCUCGUACUGGCUUGCUUGGCCCAGCUGAUGCUGCGAAGGAAGGUUUACAUGUUGAGAAUAGGGACUUCACAGAAGCUCGUGAGGCAGUUGGAGAAAAUAGAGUUGAUAUGAAAGGGGAUGACAAAUUCAAAGAGAAAGAUAGAAAGAGGAAAGAAGUGAAGCACUGGGAGUGGGGGGAAAGGGAUAAAGAAAGAAGUGAUCGCCGGAAUAACUUGCAACUGGGCAGUAGCAAUAAUGAGAACAAAGAAGUAGUACGGGAAGACAGAGAGUCUGAGAGGUGGGGAAAUGAAAAGAAAGAGCCUCCAAAAGAGAAGGAUAAACUAAAUGAAAAGGAAAAGGAUCACUUGAAGAGGGAUUUGUGGAAUGUUUCUGAAAAAGAGGCUUCCCACAAUGAAAAGGAACUGGUAGACACUCCUGGAAAAUCUGUUGAACAGGAAUGUUCAAACCUAGAACCAAAGAAGAAAGAUCAUGAUGCAUGGAAAAAUGUUGCGGAAGUGAGAGACAGGAAGAAGGAAAGAGAUGCUGAUGUAGAACCAGAAAGACCUGACAAACGCAGUAGGUAUCAUGAAAAAGAAUCUGACGAGGUUGGUAUGCAUUCGAAGGACAGGAUGCUACGGCCAAGAGGUAGUCCUCAAAUGGGAAACCGGGAUCUGCGUUUUAGGCCGUCUAGCAAUGAUCAUGAAGGGACACAAGGUAAGGCUGAUGUAUCCUGUGUUGUUUAUAAAAUUGGUGAAUGCAUGCAAGAACUCAUAAAAUUGUGGAAGGAAUAUGAACUAUCGCAAGCUGAUAAAGCAUGCGAAGGCUCUCAGAAUGGCCCUACUUUGGAAAUCCGCAUACCAGCUGAACAUGUUACUGCUACUAAUCGUCAGGUAAGAGGUGGGCAGCUAUGGGGGACAGAUGUGUACACAGUUGACUCUGAUUUGGUGGCUGUUCUUAUGCAUACAGGCUAUUGUCGCCCAACUGCUUCUCCUCCUCCAUCUGCUACUCAGGAGUUACGGGCCACAAUCAGAGUGUUGCCUCCACAAGAUUGUUACAUUUCUACACUGAGGAAUAAUGUUCGUUCACGUGCUUGGGGAGCUGCGAUUGGUUGCAGUUAUCGUGUUGAGCGGUGUUGCAUCGUGAAGAAAGGAGGUGGAAUUAUUGAUCUUGAACCUUGUCUAACACAUUCAUCAACCAUGGAGCCUACUCUAGCUCCAGUGGCUGUGGAGCGCACAAUGACUACAAGGGCUGCAGCUUCGAAUGCAUUGCGCCAACAAAGGUUUGUGCGUGAAGUGACAAUUCAGUUCAAUCUCUGUAUGGAGCCUUGGCUUAAAUACAGCAUUAGUGCUGUUGCAGACAAAGGUCUAAAAAAGUCCCUCUUUACAUCUGCACGCUUGAAGAAGGGAGAAGUGCUAUAUGUUGAGACUCAUUCCCGCAGGUAUGAGCUUUGCUUUAAUGGAGAGAAGGUGAUCAAAGCUGCUACUGCACCUCAUGCACAUGGAGGUGAAAAUGGAAGAACUCAAAUUUACAAUUCACAUCUUACUAAUGGUGAAAGAAAUGCGGUGGAUGGUGAAAACAGUAUGGUGGAUACAUUCCGAUGGUCUUGCUGUAGGAGACCCCUUCCGCAAAAAAUUAUGCAGAGUAUUGGGAUCCCACUGCCUCUUGAACAUGUUGAGGUUUUGGAGGAUAAUCUGGAAUGGGAUGACAUAUCAUGGUCGCAAACAGGUGCUUGGAUUGCUGGGAGAGAAUAUCAUCUUGCUCGGGCACAUUUUCUUUCCCCAAAUUAGGCUAGAUUUGAAUUUGCCCCUCCUGUUUCUUGUUGGACAUAUUUAUGAGAGAAGCUAAUGGUGUGAACUAGUAUUUGAACUAUGAUAUACUUGGAACUAGAGUGUGGAUUUGAGAUAACAUGGAUGGUAUCUUGCUGUUGUGUUAUUUAUGUUUGUAUGUGCUGUUUGAUUCCUGAUCCGUGUGUAUGUAGCAUCAUGUGCUGUUUGAUACCUGAUCCAUGUGUAUGUAGCAUAAGGCUUGCAGAGUGUUGCUACAUUAGUAGUUGUGUACAAGUGACGGUUAUCUUAAUUUAUCAAAAUAUUGUUGGCUCA
Molecule: messenger RNA, 2923 nt
Organism: Sesamum indicum (sesame)
Lineage: Eukaryota; Viridiplantae; Streptophyta; Magnoliopsida; Lamiales; Pedaliaceae
Product: zinc finger CCCH domain protein
Source: RefSeq, a predicted model, not a curated record